This is a messenger RNA of Colletotrichum karsti, 2556 nucleotides long. RefSeq lists its product as uncharacterized. Gene Ontology annotation, biological process: cell division. The record is from RefSeq and is a predicted model, not a curated record. Gene Ontology annotation, molecular function: transferase activity, transferring alkyl or aryl (other than methyl) groups. Gene Ontology annotation, cellular component: plasma membrane. Lineage: Eukaryota; Fungi; Ascomycota; Sordariomycetes; Glomerellales; Glomerellaceae. The transcript has 3 exons. Bases 1 to 2556 code for a protein of 851 amino acids.
AUGUUGUCAACAUCUCCUUCCAUCAAGCAUACUAGCUUGGAGUCUCGGUUUCACGAAGUUGCGCACACCCUCACGACCCUACGCUACCACUUACACACACUAUGGCUCUUCACCUUCAGCGACAUCAGGACGAUGCUCAUCCCAAUCAUGGCCCUGGGCAUCCUCACGGCCGUUGUCGGGACGCCAUUGACAACGACCGCGGCCUCCGCCGUAACCAUCCUCUCCAACCUCCCCCGCUUCAUUCUCUGGCUCUGGCUCAACAUCCUCGUCCUCUCCGUCGCCAACCAGCGCGAUCCGGCAGGCGUCCUCGAAGACUCCAUGAACAAGCCGUGGCGCCCGAUCGCAGCGGGCCGCAUCUCGGCCUCCCAGGCCAAGCACCUGCUCCUCGGCGUCAUCCCGCUGACACUCGGCGUCGGGUUCCAGCUCGGCGUGGGCACCGAGACGUUGGCUUGUAUCUGCGCGAGCUCGUACUACAACGACCUGGGCGGCGCGGACGAGCACUUCUUCAUCAGGCAGGUCAUCAACGGGCUGGCGUAUCCGGUGUACGGAGUCGCGGCGCUGAAGCUUGCGGCGGGGGUCGGGCCCGGCGAGAUCUUGCCGGCGACGUAUGCUUGGUUGAGUCUGCUGGGGUUGGUGGUGGGCACGACGAUUCAGAUUCAGGACUUGAAGGACUUUGAAGGGGAUAAGGCGCGUGAGAGACAUACCUUUCCCGUGGUUCUUGGGGACGAGUUCACGAGGUUGAGUGUGGCCUUUGGGGUGGUGUUCUGGUCUCUCAUUUGUCCGUGGUACUGGAGCUCAGUGUUUCUUGCUCAGGUUAUUGUCUUCGUUUCUGGUGUCUGCAUGGCUGCUAGAGUGCUAUGUUGUAGGGAGGCGAAGAAGGACCGUCUGUCGUUCAUGAUGUGGAGUUGCGGCCAACUUUCAAGCAACCCCGCGUUUGCUCUGCGCAAGAAGAACAGUACCAUGGCUUCGGGACACAACGACCCCAAGCUUUUGUACGCCAUCAAUGGCGUCAAGGCAUACCACCUUUCGAACGGCAAGGAAGAGUCCUUAACACCUGCCGGUCCUCAGACUUUGUCGUUGUUGAUGGUGCCGACAUCCUCACCCUUCGCCGCCGACACAAACGGAGAGACCCCCGCGGAGGAUUUCUAUCUCCACCUCCACCUACCUCCCGAACUCGAUCUUCCUCUCCCCGCCACAACUCAGAUCUACCACCAGCCGCCUGCGAGCUACCUGAUUCCGAGAUGGGAUCUUGGCCCGGACAGCGGUGCCUUCACCCGGCUUGAGUUCCCCGACACCGGCAGCCGGAAGGGACUCCAAGAAGACGUAGACACCUUCGAGACCAUCCUGGCCCAAUGCACAGCUUUCCUCGAGCGAGCUCCCCCGCCAAAGGGCUCUUCCGCAUCCAAGGGCGCCCCUCCCGCUGCCGCAAUGCCCUCCGCCGCCUCGUCCGCAAAAGCGAGAGCCGCUGCCGCGGACGGCCUCCCCGCAUACAACCCCGCCGACUACGAGCCGGGCCAGGCCUACGCCCAGGGUGCCCACAGCUCCAACAAUGGUGGCAGGAUCGUGCUGAUCGACGAGGAGGACGGUAGCGUCAUCGGAGAGUUGGCCGAGAACUACCAAAUCCAAGAGGAACUGGGCGUGAAGCCUGGCACGAAAGGUAAGUCAGGCGGCUACUCGGCCGAGCUUGACUCACAUGGCAUGUCAGAUCCGGUGGAGAUCACCCUCCCUGCCGACCAGAGCCAAGCCAUUACCGUCCAGCCCGUGUCGCAGGAGUAUCGCGAAAUGAUCAUGCACCCGGCCUACAAGAAGUCGUUCUUGGUCUCGAAUGCCUCCAAGGCGUCCCGCCUGAUCGUCACCUCAUCCGACUUGGUCACCAAGGGUUUGCAGACAGGAGCCGAUAGCUUCACGACCAAGACCAAGUCCAACGAGAGAGCAAUGACGUUCACGCCGGCCGCCCACGACCGCGUCCGCCGUAUCAACCAGUUCACCACUACUGCCGCUGGGCUGUCGGCGACGACGGUGGGCCAAAUUGGUAAAGUUGCACAGAACUUGGGCGCCACCCUUGCUAGAAAGAAGGACGGCGGCGGCAGAGGAUAUGACAAGGACGGAAACCCCAUUGAGGGCUACAAGCCUGGUCUGUUGAACAGGAGUUUGAUGGCUUUCAACACCGUUGCCGACGGUCUCGACCAAGCCGGCCGCAAUUUGUUGACGGGAACAUCCUCCAGCGUGUCGCAAAUGGUAGAGCAUCGAUGGGGUGCUGAGGCCGGCCAAGUGUCAAGAAACAUCGGCGGUGGCUUCAAGAACGUGGGUCUGGUUUACAUCGACGUGACUGGUGUUUCCCGGAGAGCUAUUCUGAAGAGCGUUGCCAAGGGCAUGGUCGUCGGAAAGGUCAAGGGUGGCGGCCAAGUCAUUGUCGGCGGCGGAGACGGUGGCAACACUGUCGGGCUGCUGGAAGACGGGAAGCCUCUUGCUCGUAGGGACGACCAGAGCGACACGACAAGCUUAUAUACGGCAUACGAGGGCAACGGUAAGAAGCCCUCUGGAAAGCUGCAAUGA